Sciurus carolinensis (gray squirrel) is the source of this 1869-nucleotide messenger RNA. It is a transcript of the gene Serpinb2, whose product is annotated as serpin family B member 2. The record is from RefSeq and is a predicted model, not a curated record. NCBI's taxonomy places the organism in Eukaryota, Metazoa, Chordata, Mammalia, Rodentia, Sciuridae. The coding region runs from base 58 to 1305 and encodes 415 amino acids. The transcript has 8 exons. Gene Ontology annotation, molecular function: serine-type endopeptidase inhibitor activity. Gene Ontology annotation, biological process: negative regulation of endopeptidase activity.
CAACUCUCCAAGGAACACUCCCAGUCUGACGGCAGCUCAGAGAACAAGAUUGAAGCAAUGGAAGAACUUUAUGUGGCAAACACCAUCUUUGCCCUCAAUUUCUUCAAGCAUCUAGCAAAAGUGAAUGCCACCCAGAAUGUCUUCUUCUCUCCUUGGAGCAUCUCCUCCACCAUGGCCAUGGUCUACCUGGGUUCCAGGGGCAACACUGAAGACCAGAUGGCCAAGGUACUUCAGUUUGACAAAGUUGGAGACUACAGCGUCGCCCCAGGGGCCUGGCAGAAUCUCACUGGUUGUAACUCCAUGCAGCAGACACAGAAGGGAAAUUAUCCUGAUGCUAUUUUGCAGGCACAGGUGAGGGACAAAGUCCACUCCUCCUUCCACUCCCUCAGCUCGGCCAUCAACGCAACCACGGGGGAUUACUUAUUGGAAAGUGUCAGUAAGCUGUUUGGCGAGAAGUCUGCGAGAUUCAAGGAAGAAUACUUGCAAUUCUGUAAGAAAUAUUACUCAAUGGAACCCCAGGCAGUAGACUUCCUGGAAUGUGCAGAAGAAUCCAGAAAAAAGAUUAAUUCCUGGGUCAAGACUCAGACCAAAGGCAGAAUCCCAAACCUGUUACCUGAAGGUUCUGUAGAUGUGGAGACCAGGAUGGUUCUGGUGAAUGCAGUCUACUUCAAAGGAAAGUGGAAAACUCCAUUCGAGAAGAAACUAAAUGGGCUUUAUCCUUUCCGUGUGAACUCGACUCAGCAUGUACCUGUACAGAUGAUGUACCUGCACGAGAAGCUGAAUAUUGGGUACAUAGCGGACUUGAAGGCUCAGAUUCUAGAACUCCCAUAUGCUGGGGAUGUCAGCAUGUUCCUGUUGCUCCCAGAUGAAGUUGCCAAUGUGUCCACUGGCCUAGAGUUGCUGGAAAGUGAGCUAACCUAUGACACACUCAGCAAGUGGACUGGCAAGGACACCAUGGCUGCAGACGACGUUGAGGUCUACAUGCCCCAGUUCAAACUGGAAGAGCGCUACAGGCUCAAAUCCAUUCUGAGGAGCAUGGGCCUGGAGGAUGCCUUCAACAAGCACCGGGCCAAUUUCUCAGGAAUGUCAGAGGGGAAUGACCUCUACCUUUCUGAGGUGUUCCAUCAAGCCACGGUGGAUGUCAACGAGGAGGGCACGGAAGCAGCAGCUGGCACUGGGGCCAUUAUGACAGGGAGGACUGGUCAUGGUGGCCCACAGUUUGUAGCAGACCAUCCUUUCCUUUUCUUUAUCAUGCACAAAAUAACCAAGAGCAUCCUAUUUUUUGGCAGGUUCUCCUCACCUUAAAAUUGAAAAAUUCUGCUUUGACACAGGAUUUUGUGGCAUGAGCUAUCGGUUUCAGAAUUGCUACAUCAAAUGCCAAAAGUUUAGAGACUUUUUCUUAAUAUUUCUAUUCUUCUGAACAACUUCCGCAACACGCUAAAUACAAACUCAGAAAUCAUUACAUGACUGUCAGUCAUAACAUUACAAUUCUCUUCAUCAUUUGAUCUCCUAAAAUGAGAUGAUACACAUUAAGUUCUUCCCUGUUGUUAGUUUAUAUCACAGAGGUAGCUUUUUCUGUUAUUUAUUAUUUUAUAUAAUAGUGGUUUUUAAAUUAUUGUCCACUGUCUAUUUAAUGUAACUGAUAAAGUUACAGAAGCAAGUGGUCAUCUAUCUAAAGAAAUGCACUCACUUGUUUUUAUAAUGAAGGAUGAGUAUGUGUUCUACCAUGCUCUUCCAUAGAAAUAUCUGGAAGAAAUCAUUGAACAAAAGGCAGAUGUAUGUUAUGCACAUUUCUAGCAUUAUGUAUCACACAUGUGCAUGUGCAGCUCAUGUAAAAAUACAAACACGCAAUAAAUAAACAUGUUUAUG